CUGGAGAAAUCAAAUCCUUUUCAGUCUUUUCAGCCGACUGAAACUCACUAAAAUUUAAAAAACCACUUUAGUUUUUCAUGACAUUAAAGAAUCAAUGAAGACUUCAUCAUCGAGACGUCACACACACACACACAAACACACAGUGUGUGUCUCUGACCCCUCCCUCAGCUCCGUCACAGAGACACACUGUGUCGUCUAACUGGACAAUGAACACACACGCACACACACUCACAGGAUGGCUGCCGUCUCGCCUCGCCGCUGUCCAACGCCUCAGACCUUCAUCAUCUUCCUCUUCGUCCUGUCAGGUGGACAGUUUUCAUCUGUGUCCUGUUUUAAAGUGGCGGAGGGGGGCGUGGCCUCUCUGUCCUGUCAGUACUCGGUGAAGCGGUUCGGUCUGAGUCGGGUCUGCUGGGGUCGCGGCUGCGGGACCUUCUGGUGCAGCAACAUCCUGGUGCAGACGGACGAGCACGGUGUCAUCUCAAAGGUGUCGGACCGAUACCGGCUGACGGGGGAUGUCUUGGACGGACAACUGGACCUGGACAUCCUGAACGUGAGGCGGACGGACAGCGGGCCGUACUGCUGCAGGGUGGACAUCGACGGGAUCUUCAACGACAAGAAGGUGAUCAUGAACCUGAGGGUGGUCAGAGCUCCGGUCACCAGUUCUCCACCAACCACAACCACGUCAACAACUACCAGUCAAGUGACGGAGCCGUCGGCCACUACAGUAAACUGGAAAUCCCUGCUGUCGUCUCAGCUGGACCUUCUGAGGAGGAAUUCCACCCUGCUGCGCUCCGACACCAUCACUGUGGAGGAGUCUCUGCCGUCUCUGUCCCUUCAGAUCAAUGUUCCCGUCCUGUCUCUUUCUCUCACUGUGUUGCUGAUCUUGGCGGGAGUUUUUCUCUUUCUGGCCUUCAAACGUGGAAUUUACAGAAGAGCCUUAAAGACUGGCUGUUUCUCCUCUGAAGAACCUCCUCACAUCAUCUAUGAGAUCCGGAUGAGGCGACCAGUCCAGGAGAACAUCUACACCCUGGACUAGAGAGCCUCGCUCACACCUGGACCACACAUAAACUGUUGUGAUACAAAACACAGAAACUACAUUUUGUUUUAAUCAAAUUAAAUAAAUCAAACACACUCUUAUCCCACAUGUUUGUGGUCUGCAGAAGGUUUUAUUCAGUGUGUGAAAUACUCGAUUACAAUUAGGGUAAGCUACAUGUUAACAUCUCCCUUCAUCUGUGCUUCCAUAAGCACCGGGAAAAUAAACUAGAUUUAUUUAUUAAAGUGGAUGUUUAUGCCUACUUGGAGAAAACUCCUUCAAGGCCUUAUUGAGAUAUUGAGUUUACGAGAACAAGGUUGAUGCAAGGUCACACUGACCUUGACCUUUGACCAUCAAAAUCUUAUCAAUUCAUUCUCGAGUCCAAGUGAAUGUUUGUGCCAAAUUUGAAGGUAUUGCCUUGAUGUAUUCUUGAGAAAUUGCGUUCAUGACAACAAGAUGGAUGCAAGGUCACAGUGACCUUGACCUUUGACCAUAAAAAUUGAAUCAUUCUUGACUUCAUGUGGACGUUUGUGUCAAAAUUGAAGACAUUCCCUCAUGGUGUUAUUCAGAAAUGCAAGGCCACAGUGACCUUUGACCACCAAAAUGUAAUGAGUUCAAUAUUAAGUCCAAAUGUUAAUUUGUGCCAAAUUUGAAAAAAAAUUCUUUAAGGUGUUUUUUAAAUAUCGUGUUCCUGAGAAUGAGAUGGACGAGGUUACAAUGAACUUGACCUUUGACCAGUAUAAUCUAAUCAGUACAGCAUUGAGUCCAAGUGGACGUUUGUGCCAAAUUUAAGAAAUUCCCUUAAGGUGAUUGUGGCAUUAUAGAGAGAAUGAGACGGACGCAAGGUUUUAGUGACCUUGACCUCUGACAUUCAACCACCUAAUUCUUAUCAACUCAGUCUUGAGGCCAAGUGGAUGUUUGUGCCAAAUUUGAAAAAAAAAAAAAAAUCCCCUCAUGUUCAGGAGGAUGAGAUGUACAUAUGUGUGGAGAGGUGACCCAAAAACAUAAUACUUCUGACCACAGCAAUCCCCAGUGUGGAGGCAUAUUAAGGGCAGAAUUUGAAAACACACGCUCCUCCAGCAGCUCCUCCCUCUCUGUCAUGAGUCCCUCCCACAAGACAACCACGAUCAUGGACACCAGGCUCUCAGGAAGUGCACCGGACUUUAAAGCAAAUCUGACAUAGAGGCGAAACUGUCUAACAACUCUAGGGUCCGUCAUGUGAUGCCAACGGGCCCAAAAAGAAUUUUUCCCUGUAGACUUACACUGUAAAAUAGAUUCAGUCCAUUUGCUCUGACAACACUUAGAAUAUUUCUUUAAGUAAUAUUUUGAAAGAUGGAGGUACGUCACCCUCCACCGUCCUGUCCUCCGAAAUGACCCAACAACACAAACUGAACAAGGAGGAGGAGGAUUUUUGACUUAGUUUGGUCUUAUUAAUAAAAUCACUAGAUUGACAUAAACAGAUGUUCUGAGACAUUUUAUAAUAAAAAGAUUAUAUUCUACAAACGAUUAUAUUCUCAGCACAAAGUCUACAUUUCCACUAAAAUACCAACAACUGUCUUUGUGCUGCCUGAUCUGAAUGAACCUGUUUGUUCCUCCCACUGAAACACUCAGAAUUUCAAGGUCGGGAAAAAAACAAAUACUUUGAAACCCACAAAAAUGUUGAGAAACUCUUUUCUCCUCUUUCAGUUUGAUUACCGUUUGUUUCCUGACACAUGAGAGUGAGGAUUUAACUUUGUGUUUGCUUUAAAUGAUACUGGCACUGAAUUAUGACAAUAAUGAAACUUGUAUCUAAAGUUUUUUCUUUAAAACAUUAUUUUAAUAUUAUGCUUUUCGCCAUAUAAAAACAAACAACUCCAACAGUAUCAAUAAAACACAGCAGCAAAAACAAAGUAAACAUCUGACUUCAUGGUACAUGAUGAACACACUGUAACCUAUCAAGAUAUAUACUGCACAGACACAUAAAUGUGGAGAUACAGUAUAAAUGGGAUCACAGCAUAGCAUUUAUGUAUUCAUCUAAAUAUUUACAUAUAAAGAUAAUCUUGAUGGAUUGAGAAUAUUUUUGACCCUUUACACAUAAUUACACUUAAUCUUGCUACUCGUCAGUCUACUGCACUGCGCAUCAUCAACCCGGUGUGGUGGUAGCUAGCUUUGCCACUCAUUCAGCAAUUAUUGCUAGUCACGCCAUCCUGACUCAACAGCGUCGCUAUGGAAACAUUGUGCCAACCCUACAGGUCGCCUUGGUGAAUAAGAGGGCCAGUUUUUUAGCCGCAAACCCCCUUUAGCAUUGUUAACUAUAUCAUUACUGUUAGCACCAUUAGCAGUGUCAGGACUGCUAACGGUGCUAACACAAGGCUAAAGUGGGUUUUGUGGCUUGAAAUGAAGCCACUUAGUCACCGGGGCAACCUGGGGGGAGACUGGUGGUGGCUACCAUGUUUCUGCAGUUGUGCUGUGCCGGUGAAGGGACGGCACUCCCAGCGGUAACCUGAUGCUGCGUUCCAGGCAAGUUUCCGAGCCUGUAAGUCACCACUUCGAGUCACAACUCACAACUUCAUAGCAUACCAGGCAAGUCACGCCAAACUCUCAAAGCAACAUGGCGGACUGUGCGGGGUUUAUAUUUGUUUAUGAUCACUUCUGUCACCAAAGGUGCCACUUCCUUGCUCACUUGAGCGAAACGGAGGAGGAGAAAAGGCGCAUAAGGUCACAGAUGCUUUUAUACUUUUUAUUUUACGUUAUCUGUGUGUUUGGAAAUGUAUUUUGUAUUGAUUUAUUCUUGCACUGGAAACUAGCUGUUAGAGUGGCUGCCAAUAAUGUGUUAACAUUAAGGUUAUUUUAUGUCUAUUUCUCACCGUGUAUCACCUGCACACUGCAUUGUUUAGAGGAGUAAGGUCAUUGGUUUAGAGGGCUGUGUGACGUCAAAAAGCGUAACUGGGAGUGCAUCGAUCUGGUACGAGUUCACGGGUGGUAAGUUACGGGUUUGACUGCCGUUGCAGUGCACUUUCACGGGUAGAAGGUUGUAAAAACACGAGUUACAGGUUGCCUGGAAUGCAGCAUAAUUGCCAGUGACUCCCACCCAGAAUGGUUGGUGCGCAGUGCAGAGUGGCCAAGGCUAACAUUAGCUAACCAGUGGAGACUGGAAAGUGGGCAGUUAGCGCUAUAAAAAUAAUCAAUAAUUCACAACAAAGUCACAUUUUUCUUUUAAAAACCUGAAUAACAAAAAAGUCUCACUGUUUAAACUUAAACUGUCAGUUUGCCAAUUUUCAUUAUUCAAAUGUAUUUAAAGAAGUCAUCUACACUUUACAUGUUAGAUAUUCCUCUGGUAUUACUUGAACUCUGGGUUUGUGCCAUCCAAAAGUUCAACAUCUGAGAGCACCGAACAACUUGUGUAAUGUAAGAACUGAGUAAACAUUAAAAUUUCAAGUGGUAGUGCUGGUAUUUUGAAGCAGGGUUGUUUAAGGUAGGCCUAUCUGGAGUCAGUGUACAUACAGUAGAUGGCAGUUAGCUUACCCCCAGUUUGGAGAGGCAGACAGGAGUACCGCCAGAGCCUCAGUGACGUACUGCUGUGGACAGGGGCAGCAGAAAAACUGAUAGCACUUAAACUGAUACAGAUUUAUGCUGCUUUACUUAUUAAACACAAUCACCACUGACACCCUAUAUUGUUUUUGAAUGUAACUGAAGUACAUCUCCACUAUUGCCCCGGAUGUCUUUCCUUAUCUCCAGGGUAGUUGGUGGAGGGCCGCUCCAUUUUAAAAAAUUUAUACUUCUGCCUUGAAUCAAUGCUGUUGGAAAGGCAAAGGUUCUGUGCCGACACCGUAGCCUGGCGUGCACCUCUCCAGAAAUGUACACGCCACGGCAAUGCAGACCUCCUGUUUAUUUCCCUCAGUGGGAACAAAGCUUUUAACUUUAAUUUCACAGAUAAGAAACAAUAAAUUGUGAAGACAAUAAAGCCUUGUCUUGUGUGUGAUUUAUCCUGGCUUCAUAUGAGCAAAGGAAAUCUCUGCUCGUCGCUUGGCUAAUUUAUGCAGUGUAAAAUGCCAUAGGCUUGUGCUAAUAACGUUAGCAUGCUAUAUUUAUUUGGAGAAUGUGUUUAGUAUAAGACAAAUGUUUUGUCAGUGAACCUUGUGAGUUGUAAUGGAGCCGAAUUAUGUAAUGUUACCUUUGUUAAAUGUUGCUGUUGUCCCUGGCUUCAUAUCAGAAGAGGAAAAGUUUGCUGGCUACUAGGCUAAUUUAUACAAUGUAAAAUGCCAUAGACUUGUGCUAAUAACGUUAGCAUGUUGUAUUUGUGGGGAA
Epinephelus fuscoguttatus (brown-marbled grouper) is the source of this 5320-nucleotide messenger RNA. RefSeq names its product T cell immunoglobulin and mucin domain containing 4 (gene timd4). Lineage: Eukaryota; Metazoa; Chordata; Actinopteri; Perciformes; Serranidae. The record is from RefSeq and is a predicted model, not a curated record. The transcript is spliced from 8 exons. The coding region runs from base 236 to 1036 and encodes 266 amino acids.